AAAGAGCCCAUUUACCAGUUUGCGAGUUUACGAACACUGAGCACUGUGGGACGGUCGCCUUGCACUACCCCUUUCAUUGGGUGGUGAACGGUGUUCAGGUGUCCUUGUGAACGAGCUUCAGACUUUACGGAACGGAUUAAGCACGAGGAGCUGAUUGACGGGCACUAAUGACUUUCUGGCAGCAUCCAGCUCAGUGUCGGUCUUUUGUGACCAUUUUCUAGAGGUCAUUUGCGAUGUCGCACGAAGAAGAGAUGUUUGAUGAACCGGUUGUGGAUUCGGGGGCAAGAUAUCACACGGGUCAGCCUUCUCAGGAUGAAAUUGAAGAUCAUCGCUCACAGCCGUCUACAUUAAUCGGUCUGCCAUCCGUGGAUGGAAGCACCUCUUUGCCGGCAACCGGCAUGCUUCAUGGUAUCGAUCCAACAGCUCCUUCUGCGCACCGCCACCGCCGACGACGAAAACGUUUCACCGCUCAAACAAAGGAGGAUGAUUCGAAAGCACAACCCACUGAUCCAUCCGAGCACAUUAUGUUUCUCCUCGGUGAAUGCGAUGGAGAAGAGGAGCAACCACACCAAUUGUUCUGUGAAUUGGACGAGUUAUGGCAUGAUCCCAAUGGCUCGGGAGAUGCCGAGUGGCGGGAGGCCGCGAGGUGGAUCAAGUUCGAGGAGGAUGUGGAGGAGAGUGGUGAACGUUGGUCUAAACCUCAUGUGGCCACCUUAUCUCUCUUCUCGCUGUUUGAAUUGCGCAAUUUUCUGGCCAAUGCGGUGAUUAUGCUCAACCUGGAGGCGUACUCAAUGGAGCAGAUUGCUGACCUCGUGGUCAACGUCCUUGUCUCCGAGAAUUUGCUACCAUCAGAAUCUCGUGACAGCCUCGUCGACACCCUAUUACGUCGACACGUCCAUCUGCAUUUGCGUUUACGAGGCCGUGGAGCAACUACGCUGCCCUUGAUUCGCUCCCUGGCCGACAUUGGCAAGCGUCACUCUAGCAAGGAAGUGGAAAAAGAAAUGCACAGUCAAAUCUCUUUGACGAAGAUUCCUUCCUACACCCUGGAUACCCUAGACCCGUUGCUUGCGGCACACGUGGCAGCCCAUGCUCAGGUCGCUGCUCACGCUCAAACCGGAGGUCAUUCCGAGGUUGUAUCGGGUAGCUUGCAAGGGAAAUACGAUCUGCACUUUCUCAAGAAGAUUCCACCGGGUUCGGAGACCUCGAACAUCCUCAUUGGUGAAACUAGUUUCCUCACCUCACAUGUCACUGUGUUCAUUCGGCUGCGAGAGGCCGUACUUCUCGGGGACCUAACUGAAGUCCCCGUCCCGACACGUUUUCUUUUCAUCCAUCUGGGUGUGAUGGGCAGUAUGGCAAAGUCUCACGAAAUCGGUCGCUCCAUGGGCGUUCUGAUGUCCGACGAAGUCUUUCACGACGUGGCCUACAAGGCACGUUCACGCACAGAUUUAUUGGCGGGUCUUGAUGAAUUUCUCGGUGCUGCUACCGUACUGCCCCCAGGAGAAUGGGAUCCAUCCAUUCGAAUCGAACCCCCGGCUUCCGUCCCCUCACAAGAUAGUAGAAAAGCUGGAACUGCUCCAAAUGGAACGCAACCCUCCACUACCACAUCAGCUGCUGCUCCUGCUGCUGCUCCCCAGCCAGAAACCACGACCACAGCACUUGAACAACUGCAGGCUGGCACUGAUCGGCUAGUCACCUUAUGCUUGGCCACUACAGGGAACGCUGCUAUUCUGAGUAAUACGCAAGAGGAAAAAUCUCGGACGGAGCCAGCCAGCACCGAAAAGACAGAGACUCGUGUGGUCUGUGGUAGUCGCCUGGAUUUGGCUUCCUUGGAAGCUGUCGGUGGUGGAGCUCCCAGUGGAGACGAUGAUCCCGGUGGCCAUGGUUCAGAUCCAACCCUCCAGCGAACAGGGAGAAUUUUCGGAGGCCUGAUCAAGGAUAUCCGUCGUCGUGCUCCCUCGUAUUUGAGCGAUUUCACCGACGCACUUCAUAUCCAAUGUUGUGCCAGUUUCAUCUUUCUCUACUUCGCCUGCCUGACGCCGAUAAUCACCUUUGGCGGUCUGCUAUCUCAAGCAACUGGGGGCUAUUUGGGUACAAUUGAGAGUAUAUUAUCGGGGGCCGUUGUCGGUAUACUGUACGCGUUGUUCUCCGGACAACCGUUGACGAUUAUGGGCAGCACGGGGCCUGUGCUCGUGUUCGAGGGCAUUAUUUACCGCUUAUCCCUACGUAUGGACUGGGAUUACCUGAGUUUUCGGCUUUGGAUCGGAUUCUGGGUGGCCCUGUUCCUCCUCAUCAUGGUGGCCUUGGACUUGAGCGCUCUGGUCAAAUACAUUACGCGAUUUACCGAGGAGUCGUUCGCCACCCUCAUUGCUUUCAUCUUCAUUAUUGAGGCUUUUAAAAAGACCUUCGCAAUUUCAGAACGCUAUCGAGUUGACCUCAACUGGACUCCGGAGGCUAUUCCGCUGCACAACUGCUCUUGUUCCGCCGCAGAAAAUCUCACGGACUCCGAUGUGCUCUCCUCUAUGUAUGAACGACAUCCGUUAAUGGAUGUCCCCUUACUAACUCAUAACGGCUCUAGAAUCUUUAUCAGUGCUGCUGAUGUCGAAUAUUCCUAUUUCACAUCCAUGGAGAUCGAUUGGAGGGCGGUCUCAGAUGGUCGCUAUUCUUGGGAUUCACUGAAAUUUCGUCAGUUGUGCCAUGAUUUAAACGGAACGUGGAUUGGUUCCGGUUGUCGGCCAUUUUUUGUGCCUGAUGUUUUCUUCUUCUCUUGCAUCCUGGUUAUCUCCACCUUCUCGUUGGCUGUCGGCCUGAAGUCGUUGAGAACUUCAACCUUCUUCCCUGCUCGGGUCCGUUCACUGAUUGCUGACUUCUCCGUGGUGAUCGCGAUCAGUAUAGCCACCUUGGUUGACUUUUUCCUGCAUUUACACACUCCUAAGCUUCUAGUCCCGGCGGAGUUCGCACCUACGUUAGGUUACAGAAGACGUGGCUGGAUUGUGCCGCUGUUUGGCCGUAACCCGUGGUGGACUUCGUUCGUCGCGCUCGGGCCAGCCUUGUUGGCUACCAUACUCAUCUUCAUGGAUCAGCAAAUCACCGCUGUAAUUGUCAAUCGUCGAGAAAACAAGCUAAAGAAAGGAGCUGGUUAUCACCUGGAUUUGCUGUUAGUGUGCAUUACAAUAGCCAUCAAUUCCAUCCUCGGUAUCCCCUGGUUCGUCGCGGCCACUGUGUUGUCCAUCAAUCACGUGCUCUCGUUGAAGAAAGAAUCGGAGGCCAGUGCACCGGGUGAACGGCCGGUUUACUUAGGUUGUCGGGAACAGCGCGUAACCGGAUUUCUCAUUUUUCUCUUUAUUGGACUCUCCGUGUUUAUGACUGGCCUACUGAGCCACAUCCCAAUGGCAGUCUUGUACGGUAUCUUCCUCUUUAUGGGCAUCUCUUCGUUGCACGGAGUACAAAUGAUGCAACGUGUCUGCCUCAUGCUAAUGCCGAUCAAAUAUCAACCAGAUUACAGUUACCUGCGGCACGUCGCUCUCCGCCGUGUUCAUAUGUACACAUUGAUUCAAGUCUUUUGUCUGGUAAUGCUAUGGGUGAUCAAGUCGGUCGAAAUGGUUUCCAUUCUCUUUCCAAUCAUGGUGCUUGCUAUGUGUUUCAUCCGCAAGGCGCUCGACUUCAUCUUCACACAGGACGAGCUCAAGUGGUUGGAUCAGCUGCUUCCCGGUAGUAAAUCACAGCCAAAGAUGCGCGGAGUGUACAGAGUGACUAGCUCAGCUGAGAUGCUUAAGGAAGGGAAGCCUCUUAUCACUUGCACAAUGCCAUCCGAACUGACCGGACGUCGCCCAGAAGAGAAACGCAUAAACAUAACCGAGGAAGUUUCAAAAACAACAAUUUGGCGUCAGUUGAGCGGUGCGAAUAUCAAGGAUAGCGGAAAGACACAGCAAAAGAGCAAAUCAAAGAAGCCAGCAAAGCGUCAACGUCGCAGCAAAUCUCGUGAUGUGGAAAGUGCAGCUCGUAUAGGUGAAAUCGAAGCAAACAAACCCAAUGCCAACGAUCAGAAUGCCAUGGAGGACGUGAGUCAGCCGGUGCUAUUCUGCAUCGACCCGAAAGAGCAAGAAGGAGAUGCCGAUCAACGUCGCGUCCAAUGGAGUCAGCAGGAGGCAAACGAACUGACGGACAAUCAGCCGAAUCGUAUUCUGAAAGCACCACAAAUCACUAUCAAUCCUCCAUCGGCACAAGGCUCACCGGAUUCCGUCCGCCGAUUGCCGCGUACCUGACUCUCGCGCUGUCGCAUCCCACUCUUUUAGUAUGCUCAGUUUUAUCACAAUUGUAUUUUUCUAGCUUCCUGCACACUUACCCAGUUACCGUGGAAGGCGAAUGACGCAUGUGUAGUCUAGUCAGAGGCCUUCACACAUGAGCGCACACGCUGUAUCUCCAAUGCAAUUCACUCCCGCUCAUUAGUAGUGACCCGUUGAGCAGUCUCCUGGAACAGCUACCCCAGCAGCGCCAAUCACUUAUCCGUUCGUCAGUAGAUUUUCGCCAGAUCACCUGAAUACGGCUCACAUACGCUCCAUUCUGUGCACACUAUUAUUUGGCAAACUAACGCAGUUCCAGAUUUUUUCCUCAUCAACACCACCCUGAUCUAUCGAAGUGGUCACACCGCGCCUCACACUCAUGUGAAAGACGUGAAUCAGUCAUCUUAACAGAGGCUUCAUCUGCUUCCUCUUUCUGUUCACUGCGCUUUUUCCUCGCUACUCUCCCAUCCAUCCCUCUAGUCAUCCUGUUUUGAAGAUUUUGGUACAUUCAUCAACUCUUAUUUCUUCUUUACCCUCCUGCCUCUUAGCCUGUUUUCUGAAAGACACUUAUGGAUGCAGACCCAUUAUCUCCCCACAUUUUCAUCACUCUCCGCCUGUCGCACGACCGCAGUCGGUCUGAACUGUAGCCUGUGUUUGCUUCAGACGAGUGCUUGAAUUGCUCUGAACUUCUGGCUUCCGGUCUCUUAAUGCACACACAUGCGCACACUAUUCUACUCCUUGGCUUCCGAUUUAUGGAAGCUCAUGGAAGCACUGUAGUGUUUUCCCGCAUAUGCGCACUGAAGGAUUGCGGUCACGUUGUAACGCAAAUGAUUACGCGUUGUCAACUCUCCUCAUCCAUGUGCCCUUUGGGGAUCAUGGCCAGAGCUGUGACCUCAACGAUGAAGCGCCGUAGAAAAGUUAUCAAUUGUUCAAUCAGACUAUUCCAUUUUAUCCACCUUAGUGUGUGUUUCCAGUUGCUUCAUUUCACCCGCCUCCAUUUAUUCCUCAUCUCUGUCCUCACUUGCCUGGGUUUGUGUUGUUCUAGAGUCGUCGUAGCCUAGGCUGUUUGUUUUCCCGGAUUAUCACAGAGAUGUGAAUUGAAAUUGAAAAAAUAGAACAAACAAUGACCUUUUUAUCUACCAUUC
This is a messenger RNA of Dicrocoelium dendriticum, 5425 nucleotides long. The record is from the annotation of a GenBank genome assembly. Lineage: Eukaryota; Metazoa; Platyhelminthes; Trematoda; Plagiorchiida; Dicrocoeliidae.